AAGAAACUUAGGACUGAGUUGAAAGUGUAUCACAAAGAUUUUGCAAUUGAUGAAGACUGUCAUUGGCUGCUGAUGGGAUGGAAGGGCAGGACUAUCUAUGCUGCUUCUUGCUGGUUCAAAAUCAGGUGAAGGUACAUCGAAUUUACUGAUUCAAUAGACAGUUCCAAAUUAGAUGAUGGGCUCAGCUUCCUGAAUUCAGAUGCCUGUUUGAAUCUUGAAAAUUGACUUAAAUUUAGCAUAGCUUCCCCAGAUUUGAGCUUUGGUGACUUCCCUUUCACCCCUUCCGAUGUGAACCCUCAUAAUCUCUCAUGGUUGACAAGAUGGAGCCCGGAGGGAGAGUGUUCAAUCCAAGCGAUGAUAGUGCCUAUUCAGAUCCCGUUCUCAGGAAUAUAAGCUGGAUACUUAUGGAAGAGAACACGGAGGAGAGGCCAAGUAUGUUCCAUGACCAGUUGGCCCUACAAGCAAUGGAGAAUUCAUUGAGUAAAGUGCUUGGUGAGCAAUAUCCUGGUUCGCCUUAUCUACCCCACAUUCAUGUUGAGAGCCCAGAUGGUAUUUCUUAUGGAAGUAGCAGUGCCAGCGAUGGCACUAGCCCCAUCAAUUUUGUUGAUUCUCAAUGUGAUGGCUACCAUUUACAGUCUACUUUGCAGCCCACUUCACGAAUCUCGUUCAACAUUUCAAACAAUAUGAGGAAUGUCAAUGAUGGACCGAUGAUCUCUUGUGUCAAUGAGCUGGUUCAAAAAAAGUUUGGUGAUGGCGAAUCUGUCUUGCAGUUUAAGAAAGGAUUAGAGGAAGCUAGUAAGUUCGUUCCAAGUCCUAAUCAACUGUUUAUUGAUUGGCAGAGCAACAAUUUGAGCUUGCAGCAGGUGGAGGCUUCAACGGAGGUUGUUAUAGCGGAGAAGAAUGUGAGAGGGGACUCCCAAGAUGAGAUGAGGGCUAGAAAGAACCAUGAAAGGGAGGAUAUAGAUGUGGAUGAGUGGAGGAACCACAAGCAGACAGCAGUUUACACAGAAGAGAGUGAAUUGUCUGACAUGUUUGAUAAGGUAUUGCUUUAUCCUAUCGUAAACAAUGAGCCAGUAUGUUUUGAUGAAGCACCUGUACAAAAUUUAGCAAGCAAGAUGUCAGAGACAAAUGGAGAAUUGAUUGGAUCUCAGGGCGGGAAAACUCUUCGUGGUAGAAAGAACAAGAAGAAGGAGGAAGUUUCUACCAAGAAGAAGGGGGAAGCUGCGGAUUUGAGGACUCUUUUGAUUCUAUGUGCUCAAGCUGUUUCUGUAAAUGACAGCAGGACUGCUAAUGAGCAACUGAAGCAAAUUAGGAAGCAUUCUUCCCCAUCUGGCGAUGGAUCUCAAAGGAUGGCCCAUUACAUUGCCAACGCCCUUGAGGCACGCUUGCUUGGAAGCCUCACCGGAACUCACAAUUUUUAUGCUGCCCUAGCUUCCAAUAAGAAGCAUACAGCUGCUGAUCUGUUGAGAACUUACAGAACUUAUCUUUCAGCAUUUCCAUUCAAGAAGGUCUCAAUUUCUUAUGCGAACCAAAUGAUUUUGAAGGUAGCUAAGAAUGCAACAACUCUUCAUAUUGUAGAUUUUGGGAUCCUAGAUGGUUUCCAGUGGCCAAUGCUUAUCCAACUUCUCUCGACAAGAUCUGGCAGGCCUCCCAAGCUACGUAUUACAGGGAUAGAGGUUCCUCAAGCUGGUUUCCGGCCAGCUGAAAGAAUCGAGGAGACAGGACGUCGCUUGGCAAAGUACUGUGAGCGGUUUAAUGUUCCAUUUGAGUACAAGCCUGUAGCUGUGCAUAACUGGGAAACUAUCAAAGUUGAGGAGCUUGAGAUUAAUAGCAAUGAGGUUCUUGCUGUCAACUGGCUGUUCAGGUCCUCUGACCUACUUGAUGAGACAGUAGAAAUAAAUUGCCCAAGGGAUGCAGUUAUGAAUUUGAUCAGGAAGAUGAAUCCACAUAUUUUUGUCCAUGCUAUUUUUAACGGAUCCUACAAUUCCCCAUACUUUGUUUCACGGUUCCGGGAGGCACUCUUUCACUUCUCUGCAUUGUUUGAUAUGUUUGACACUUGCUUACCCCAUGACAAUCAACAGCGGUUGACCUUUGAGAGAGAGUUUUAUGGGCGGGAGGCGGCGAUUGUUAUAGCGUGUGAGGGCAGGGAGAGGCCCGAAACUUAUAAGCAGUGGCAGGUCCGGAGUAUGAGGGCUGGGUUUAAGCCCCUGCCCUUAGAUAAGAAGCUGAUGAAACAAUUUAGGGCAAAGUUGAAGGAAUUGUAUCACAAGGAUUUUCUACUUGAUGAAAACAGUCAGUGGUUGCUGCAGGGAUGGAAAGGUAGGGUUAUCUAUGCUUGUUCUUGUUGGGUACCUGCGUAGUAGUCUUGUUCUAAGAAGCUGGACCUAGUUGGGGCAUGGAUAAUUUCAAAAUCAGGUGAAAGUUCAUUUUGCCUUUCAAAUUUUUUUUUUUUUUUAAAAUCCUCAUUCUCAAUUCUCCAAAAAAAAAACAGUGAAUGCAUGCUUGACUUGAAUUAACUGUUUUACUUGGAUAACCCAGAAAAUAAUUGGAAUCCUGCAAGUACAAAGAGACUAACUUUUUUGUGUUGUAAAG
This is a messenger RNA of Tripterygium wilfordii, 2592 nucleotides long. Its product is annotated as scarecrow-like protein 34. Lineage: Eukaryota; Viridiplantae; Streptophyta; Magnoliopsida; Celastrales; Celastraceae. The record is from RefSeq and is a predicted model, not a curated record. Gene Ontology annotation, molecular function: sequence-specific DNA binding; DNA-binding transcription factor activity. The coding region runs from base 309 to 2360 and encodes 683 amino acids. The transcript is spliced from 2 exons. Gene Ontology annotation, cellular component: nucleus. Gene Ontology annotation, biological process: regulation of DNA-templated transcription.